This is a messenger RNA of Cladocopium goreaui, 1674 nucleotides long. Lineage: Eukaryota; Dinophyceae; Suessiales; Symbiodiniaceae. The record is from the annotation of a GenBank genome assembly.
AGAUUGGUGUUGGUGAAAAGUGGACAGUCUUGGAGGCAAAAAAAACUAGCAAAAACUAUCAGCAUCCCUGUUCGUGAGCAGUGCUGGUCUUUCAAGCAGAGGCUUCUCCAUGACGCAUGUUUGAUUGAGACCCUUCAGAGCGCUGAUGUUGUGCUGGAAAUUUUCUUGGCACUGCGUAACCCAGAAGUGGCAUUGUGGAUGGAACGGAUUACUUCUGACUGGACGGUUGUUGAGAGGGACUUUGAACAGAUCCCCAAAACGGUGUGGAAGUCUAGCGAAAUUAUAUUGGAAAUCAUGCGGAACUCCAAAGCAGCUCUGCGGUAUGCUGAUGCUGAGCUAUUGGAUGAUGCAGGCUUCUUGGUGCAAGCUUGCCAGCUGCGUGGCUACACAUCUCCAGAUUCCCUGCACUGGUUGAAGACAGUGGCAGAUUGCCAACUUUGCUUGUGCUAUGCCAUGAAACAAAAUGACAAAGAAACGGCUGACAGGAUCAUGGUUCACUCCAAGCAACUGAUUGCCAAAGCAAACCACAUGGACAUUGUAACCUUGGUAGUUUUCGCCCUUUUUUGCGACGCUUUGACGCCAUGGAGGGAGCAUCUUCUGACAUUGCUGAAGGAUCUGUCGAAGCCAGCCUUGUCACAUGGUUUUUGUUCCAGAGCAGUCGCGGAUUUGGACUUAGUUCGAGCUUUGCUGCCCAGAAGCUAUGUCCUGCUCCCGCUGCAUUUGGCGACCGAUUGCUGCCUCUUCUGCCCGUCAUAUGAGGUCGAUCGGCUCACCAAAUUGCUGACUUGGGCAAGCCAGGAAGACUACAAGUCAUUUGUACCUUUCAUCUUGGGAAAAGAUAUCUCUGUCUUCUUCCUCGCAAACAUGGCAUCAGAACAUCGCGCUGCCAUUUUCCAAGAGCUCUUGGACUUUUGGGGAGGACCAGAAAAGAUUGUAGCCAUCAUUCGGGAAGAUCACAAGAAGAUUCAAUCCCUUUUGCGUUGGGCCAUUUGUCAGGGAGAUGCUGCCAUUUGUGCCUCCAAAAAUGUCAGAGAGACACUUUCUCAUGUUGUAGAUGGGGAGCUGUAUGAGACUGGUGAUGCUCAGGUAGGACAGACCUUAUUUUCUCUUUGCUUUGCAGGGACCAACCUACCAACCAACAUCGUCGAGACCAUACCUGUGGAAUGGCUCAAGGAACUCAUGGAUUUGAGAGGGAGCGAGAAGAAGAUUGCUUCAGAGCUGUGGGCCUGGUUGCCAGGUGGUGCAAGUUGGUUGGGCUGGAUCGAGAUGCAGCAGCUUUUGCCAGCUUUUGCCAUCAAAGUUCUGAGAUGUUUACCUCUGAAUGUCUUGAGUGGUCCAUCUCUCGACAUCAUUUACUCACCCGAGCUGCCUGUCCAAGCUGGCAUCAUAUAUGUAACGCAGUUGUUGCAGCAAAAUCGGAAAGAAGAUCGAGAAGAGCUAAAAAAGAUUGUUGACCGAUCAAAUCGGAGGUUUGAGGAGGUUGGUCAUGCUGCAGCGCAGGCCAUGAGCGUGGCAGAAGAGGCAAACAGACGAGCCAACCAGGCGGAAAUGACAGCGCAGCAAGCUCAAUCAGAGGCCCGCAGUGCCAGCCGGACAGCCAGCUAUGCUGAACAGACAGCCCGCAAUGCUGAGCACACAGCCCGCAAUGCUGAACGCCUUGCUGCGGUCAAUUGA